AUGAAGUAUAACAUUUUGGUUUCAGAGGUGAGAGAUGAUGAGUGGGAGGAGCUCAGCCCCGACAUCGCUGCACUGCACCGCCUCAGAGGACUGUCUGAACACAUGUCUCAUGAAAGAUUCAAGAAUGCUUCAAACCAAAGGGACACAUUCAUCCAUGGGGCCCGAGUUAGGAGAUCCAGCAGCAGGGACUUUGAUCAAAACCCAGUGAGUCUGCAGGAUGAUUUGCAGGCGUGUAAUGAGAGUUUCACAGCUUGUGUCAUUCAGAUGGAACAGCAUGCUGACAGCUUCUUGGAAGCUGUUGAUGAACACAAGGUACAAGACAGGCUGAUAGCUGCUUCAGAGAUCUCACACAGCUACAGCCAAAAACUUCUGGUCAUGACUGACAAAGAAAAGUCAACAAAGGACAGAGUCCAGCAGGAGUACAGCAUGGAUCCUCAUUACUCAGUGAUAGUCAGCAAAGAAUGCCUGUUCAAUGUCUCAUGUGUCCCAGAAGCAGGCAGCGACACUGUAGUGAAGAUAUUCGGAAGAGUUUCAGAAGAUGGACAAACUGUGUCUGGCCUUUCUGGCUCAUCACUUGCAGAGCUGAUGUUGAAAGCUUCACUGGAAGAUGCACCAGUGUUCUCGCUUGAUGGAAACACAACCACAGACUUCCAACAUUACUUCAUCCGUGUCUUUGUGGUCCAAGGCAUCAAAGCAGUCUUAGAAACAAAGCAGGAGAAUCACCAGAUCUACCAGGUCAUGAAUCAACAUGACUCAGUUUCUCGCUACCAAAUUCCACAAAGAGCGGUUGAUCAUAGCACACAGUAUGACCACCAGCAGAUCCUCAUUAUGCAGGAUGACCCUACUGUCAGAAAAGCUGCUAUUUACCUUUAUGAGAAACAUCCAGCAGUUACCUCUGUCUACGUUCUUGAUAACAACCAGAGACCCAAACUGAUCCGGGGUGCCUCUGUGCCUCUGUCAGAGGACAGCAGACUGACGCUGGUAGGCCACGGCGAGAGACACAGUUCUGGAGAGACGAGACUGGCGGGGUACACGGCUCAAGACGUCGCCAAAAUCAUUCAACGAACCUUCAGGGCGGGCGAUAAAAUCAAAACAACAAGUGUGGUGGCCUGUGAGGUGGGAUCAGAUAAAGAGUUUGUUAAAACCCUGCUGAGGGAGCUCCGUGAGACCGCCAACAUCGAGACAGAGCUGCACCUCAGGAGUGCGGUGCUGCAGGUCAGACACACAGGAGAGAAAAUCACCCAAGAGAUCUCUAAGGAAGGGCUGCGAUGGAGACAUAAUGAUGAUAGCAAGAAGGUGGUGGCAACCCUCGAUAGGAACGGACACGUAAUUAUCAGAACUGAGCCUGGCAGGAGAGGAGAGGAAGUUUUUACUAAUGAAAGAAACUUUCUUAUGCCAAGUGAACGUUUUAAGGUCUACAGAAACAGCUGGCCUGAUAAGCCACAUAGAUUUAUUGACCAGGACGUUUUUAAGAAGUUUAAGAAUGCUAACCAAAUACGUACUGCUUGUGAUGAGCUUGAAGCUCUGACCUGGGGCCUCUUUCACUCAGACCUCUCUCCUCCAAAAAAAAUAACGAAAGAAAACGUGAACCUAAAUGAGAAUUAUGUAAUAGGGGAAAGAAUAAAAGAUAAUAAUAACAAUAAUCCUGUGAUAAAGUGGAUUACAGAUGAGCGUGAACUAAAGGUUGUUCUUUCCAAGUGUUACGAGAUUAAAUCAGGAAAAGAUGUCAGAAGUAUCAUACGUCAUUAUGCAAAGAAUGGAGAAGAUAAGCUCACAUACCUGAUGGUCAAAGACUGGAUAUACGCUGUUGAUCCUGUAAAUCUGUAUGUGUAUCCAGUUGGAAAAAAGCUUAGACAGUUGAACAAUCAAAAAGAUGAUGUGGGCAAAGUUAAGGCAUGCAUUAAUGAACAGAUAGGCAAAGAAAAAUACCCAGACAUACAAGAACACAUUCUUGAUAAAAAUAGCUAUGUUAAACAUGUGGAAAAUAUUUUUCUUGGAGACACGACUGGAGAGCACACAUCUCGCCUGCCCCUAUCCACUGAGGCCUGGUGCACCACAUAUUUCACUGCAUCAGUUAUUUCUGAAUCAGCUAGAAACUUCCGGACAUUUCCUCUAACUCUCAUGGCGCUGGAUUUAUGCUCAAACAAAAACUUCAAAGAGAAAGGACUGAAGUUUUUUUUUGAAGAGCAUCCAAUGGCAAGAGGAGAGAGCUGGAUUGACCCGAGCAGACGUGGAUUUAGUGGCUCAGCAACACCUGAAGGUUCCAGUAAAUUAAACAAUUACAAUUACAAAAAAACUCCUGAGGAAUUAAUGGAAGCUCUUAAAAAUGUUGUGAAAAAAGAAGCCGACCUGUACCAAUCAUGGAUUAAAAUGUUUGGAAACAAUAUUGAAUCUAGGGUAUUGCAGAUGGUAGAAAAAUACAAGAUAACUGAAAGUAAUUCAGUUGAAAAUGAACCAUUCAUCAACAAUUACAACACUUUCAAAACAGAAAUAAAAGAAACCAGUGGACCUCCAACAUCAGGCACAUUAGGAGGCUACAAUGACGGCCACGUAACCUCCCAAGACCUAAAAUCUGCCUCCAAGUUAGAGAGUUCCUUUAAACUUGAAUCAUAUUUCUCCAGGGGAAGAGUAUUAUUUGCUGAACAAAUCCAAAAUAAGAUAAAAGCAAAAUAUGGUGAAGAUCUGGCAGGGCUGCACCUCCAGGAGGGCAGCGCCAGAAUAGAGGAUGGACAGUUCAUAGGUCGCCUGGUGUCCCAGGGUGCCGAUGCUGAACCUGUUGAGUUUAGGGUUGAGUUAUCUCCAGAGAGUCAACACUACAAUGAAAAGAUGUUGAAGAGCAUUGAAACAGCAGUUCACGAGCUGGAGGGUCCAGUCUCCUCCCAUCAUGUCAACAAGUAUGUAGAGCACGCUGGGACUGCUGUUGGUGCGCUGGGCCUCAUGCUGGGUAUGAAAGGAGCUGUUCGUGCCUUUGAAAACGGUGACAUCAAAGAUGGUGUGGUGGGAACUUUGCAAACGACUCAUGGAGUGGCAGCCAUGACAACAGCUGUUAUAGCAAAACAAACUCUGUCCUCUGAGGCAAGAAUCAGCAGAGCUGCAGCUACAGUCAUGAAAAGUCCUGCAAUGAAGGGCUUUAUGACAGUUAUACCACUAGCGGGAAUUGGAUUUGGACUAUACAAUUUUGAACAAGAUUUGGAGAGAGGUGACACACUGGGAUACAUUGAUGCUGGGUUAGAUGUUGUGAUGAUUGAGUUGGAUGUUAUUGAACUCGUUCAGCCUGAACUGAUACCAAUAAUAGCGCCUAUAAACCUGGCUCUGUCAGCAGUCCGGAUGGUCAUUGAUGAUAUUUCUAUGGGAAUACAGGAUGAACUAAACAAGCUCCCGAAGGAUGCUGGAGUUCUGGGGACAAUGCUGGCUGUUCUUCGUGGCUUUGGGAAAGGGAUUCUGCAUUUUGUAAUUCAUGUGGCUGCUUUAUUUUAUGAUUGGCGUUAUGAUGAAAUUGAGGAGGGACACAGAUAUGUUGAACAGAUAUCAGACUUUCACAAAUAUUACAGAGUUACAAAGGAACAGGAUGGAACAAGUGCCAUUGAUUUUAACAGUGCCGACUCUGCUUGGAAUGGAGGAGGUAUUCACUUCUGCCUCGCUGACCAGGGUCAGUCUGAGCUCUGCAUGGACUAUUUUGUAUCUAGUGAUGAAAGUUUUGGGAAGAGGUGUUGGAACAUUGAUACACAGGGAAGCAAAGAUAUUAUUCUUGGCCUGGGAGAGUCACAUCAGUUAGAGUACAAGACACUACAGAAGACAAUAUUAUGGUUCAUACCAGCCGGCACUGUGACAGUGGUUUCAGGUUAUAAAGCUGUAUCAGAGUCGAGAUACGGGAUAUACAGGGGAAACGGAGAUUCCAAUCGUUUUUUUGCAGUUCAGAAAGCAGAGGACCAACAUGUGAUUGAAGUCAUGUUAAGUUACUAUUACACUCUUUACGGUGAACCAGGUGAUGACCUUUUCUUCCUCGGUCCACAGAAAAGUUAUGUUACAGGAGCUGGUGGAAAAGACACGUACAUCAUUCCUAAAAAUGGAGGGAAAACAAUCAUUGACAACUACGAUCCUUCCAAAGCACUGGACACUCUUCAUUUCAGUGUUGAUUACAGUCACAUUUCUGCGUCUAAAUCUGGAGACGACGUUGUGUUAAUGUAUGAGGACAGUCAUACAGUGACCAUAACAAACUGGUUUUUAGGGGAACCGUAUCGUCACAUGACCAUGAUGUCAGGAGACGGAGUCUUAUUUGAGAUUUCCUCCAUUGUGUAUUCUUCUGUUCACCUGGUGGCCAGAGGAAUUAACAAGAUGUUUAAGAAACAGGGUGAAACUGUGGACGCAUCACUGCCACUUUUAAGUACAGUUACAAACAUCGUUGGCUCUCCGUAUGAUGAUGUGCUCAUCGGGAAUGGAGAGAACAAUCUGAUGGAUGGAGGAGGAGGUUCGGAUCGUUUGAUUGGUGGCGAAGGAGAAGACAUAUACAUAUUGAAAAACGGACAGCGGCCUCAGAUUGAAAAUUACUCCACAGACAAUAAAACAGACCUGGCCAUAAUAGAAGCAAAUCUUCACACUUUUAGAGUCAUCGACCAUUUUGAUGAUCUUACUCUGUACGCGUUCUCUAAUAAUACAAAUGUCGUAGUGGUUUUAGUGAAUUGGUUCAGAUCACCAGCAGACAGACACUUGCUUUUUGUCACAAAGGAUCUGAUCACUUUCACGAUCUCAGAUAAGAAGACUGACUGCCUGCAGAGUGACCCGUUCACAAAGUGCAUACAGAGUUACAGGAUUGACUACAGCAGCUCCUCAUCUGCUCUGGAGAUGGACCUUCAGGAGGACGAGGCUUUAGACAGCGUGACGGAGGUCCGCGGGUCAGAGUUCGACGAUGUCAUCAGAGGCAACAAAGGACACAACGUUUUUGUCCCAGGAAGAGGAAACGAUUUCCUUCAGGGUAGAGGAGGAGAGGACUGGUACGUUAUCACACCAGGCCAAGGAGUAAAAACCAUCAACAAUCAAUCACCAGAUCUAGUCUUGGACAUUCUCUUUCUGAAAGAACAAUAUAAGCAUAUAACAUGUUCUUGUGAAGGACAGAGCAUCGUAAUUUUGGUAAACAACACAAAAGAUGUUAUUUUACAGAACUGGUUUGAAUCAAAGUUUUAUCAACAUCUGCAGAUCAAGACAAGUGAUGGAAUAACAUUUGGAUUAAUGUCCAACCUCAGCAGCUGUGUCGACUCUUUAAUGUUACCUUUAACUGUUGAUUAUAGAAACCAGAAGCCUGAACCACUUCAUUACCUCCGAACACACCUCCGGAAACAUUCAGUUAAUGUAGAAGAUGCCCCAGUUUCUUCUGGACAUGAUGGGUGUGUCAGAUAUAGAAGCAAAGAUUCAGAGGAGUGGUUCCUCUGCGGCCUUCAAGGCAAAGUGAUGAUGGUGAAUAAAGCUGAUUCAGUGAAAGAAAUGUAUGGCUCCUCAGGUUUCGACAUCAUGGUCGGGAACAGCAAUGAGAAUUUGCUUGAUCCUUACACUGGGGGUGCUGUGAUGUUUGGAGGUGAAGGAAAAGACACUUACAUAAUCAAACAUGGAUAUGGAAACGAGUUAAUGAUCGAUAACUAUGCAGAAGAUCAGAAUAUCGAUACUGUGUUGGUCGACAUGGAUUUCCUCGAUGGCGGCCAAGUCGCACUCGACUCAUCAUCAACUGGAGAUCUUAAUGUGAUCAUCAUGUCAAAAGAGGAAAUGUUAAAGUUCAGUCUGCUCAACUACAAUGAUGGUCACCAACAUCAGCACGUGGAAUUUCAGAGCUCUGACGGAGUGACUUUUAAAGUGAAAUCCCUAAACUCAACUGCGGCUGUCCCCGUCUCUCACAUCGAAGCUUUCAAAGUGACUCUGAAACAAUCGCAGGCUGACUGUCGUUUGGACCUCAGCUCUCAGAGAAACCUGUCAAAGGUCCAUACAGUGCAAGGCUGCCCCUUUCAGUCCAAUGACAUCCUAGGUAAUGAUCAAGACAAUGCUCUAAUUGGUGGGUGGAAGGAUGACGCCUUGGAAGGAGGCGAAGGAGACGAUACGCUGAUAGGAGGGAAUGGAGACGACAUCCUGAUCGGUGACUUGGGAGACGACACUCUUUAUGGAGAAGAUGGAAAUGACACUAUGAUGGGAAACUCUGGCAGGGACGUCUUCAUUCCUGGACCAGGGGCCGAUCUAGUGGACGGGGGUCCUGGCAGAGACACUGUUCUGUACCGAGGUGACCACGACACAGGUAAAGGGGUUUAUGUUAACCUGCUGACUGGACAAGGCCGCUAUGCUGAUGCUGAGGGGGACGUGUUGAAGGACGUGGAGAAUGUCGUUGGCACCAUCUACUCUGAUAUCUUGGUGUCCGGCUACGAAAGUGCUCUUCUCAAAGGCUCCGAUGGCGAUGACAUCCUGGUGUCCACUGGGGGUGAUUACCUGGUCGGAGGUGAUGGAAAUGACCUUUACAUGUUGGCCUUCCACGAUGGUUCAGUCACCAUUAACAACUGUGCAAAGGACAACGCCACAGACGUCUUGUACGUGAGCUCUUGGUCAACACCAAGAUUUGAAUGCCGACCUUUACCUGACAGAGUUCUGCUGACUUUCUUUGGACAAAACGAAACUACAGUUAAAGUUUCACUGGAAGGCUGGAUCAGUGAUGAUCAUGAGUGUGGUCAUUUGAAGUUGGUGUUCAGAGAGGUGGAGGUGUCAGUGGACAGGAUGCUACAAGAGUGUCAGUUAAGACACAAGGAAGCAGUUUGGUCUUUUUACAUAAGUUGUGUUGUCUGCAUCAGUCUUCUGCUCUUCCACUGUGUUUUCAUUUUACAAUCAUGCAGAAAAUCACUAUCAAGGGCGCGACAAGAAAAGCAGCAGGAACAAGCAGAAACAAAUGUUGAUGCGGGAUCAGUUCCUUGAUGGCUGAUGUGAUCACCUACUGCAAGAAGACUAACAACACAAGAGGGCAAAAAAAUAAACCUAUUUCGCCACCUGGCAAAGAGCUAAAAAUAGGCAAGAAUAUCAUUAUCGCAUUUCAUUGUCUGUGGUUUAAUCUUCUUUUAUGGUUUGUAGUUGUAUUUUGCUUGCUUGUUGUUAUAUGCAUUUAUACUACUGAAUAAUUACAAACCUUGUUUUCUGGUUAGA
Messenger RNA from Pimephales promelas (fathead minnow), 7164 nucleotides. The record is from RefSeq and is a predicted model, not a curated record. NCBI's taxonomy places the organism in Eukaryota, Metazoa, Chordata, Actinopteri, Cypriniformes, Leuciscidae.